CUGGAAGAUGAUCCUGACUGCAAAAAUACUUGUUUUUGCGCUGAACUGUGUCCUAAGAGUGGCAACAGGCUUUGACAUUGGAUUAUCUACGAAAUGUGUAGUGAUCCCCAAGGAGAUGGACAUGUGCCACAAGAUCGGGUACAGCGAAAUGAGGCUUCCCAACCUGAUGGGACACACGAGCAUGGCAGAGGUCAUCCUGAAAUCCGCCGCCUGGCAGCACCUUGCCCACACGGGCUGUCACCCUCACCUGAGGACAUUCCUGUGCUCCCUGUUUGCACCCAUCUGUUUAGAUACGUUCAUCCAUCCUUGUCGGAGCAUGUGUGUCGCCGUCCGUGACAGCUGCGGCCCCGUGCUCACCUGCCACGGGCACCCCUGGCCUGACAGUCUGGACUGCGACCGAUUCCCUGCGGACGAGGACAUGUGCCUGGCAUCUCUUACGAAGGAAUAUAAAUACCUGCACAAAGUCUUACCAAAGCCUGCCUGCCAGGCCUGCCCAGCAGUGGAGGAAUUCUUUACGCACAAAAGAGUUCUUGAAGUUUUCUGUGACAAUAACUUUGCAGUGAAAGUAAAGCUGUCCAAAAAGAGAACAGGGUUUGGUGACCAAGAGUAUAACAUCGAAUGCCAAGUGGAAUUUAUUACCCAGGGCUCACUGUUGCCCUACGAAACUCAGAGCAUGAUACAACAGUGGCUGCUCAUCAAUGAAAACUGUAUGCGGAGGAUGACUCCGACCCAUCGUCCCAUGGUGUAUCUCCUCGUGGGGAAUAUUGAAGAUGGCACCAUUUUAGUAAACCAGGUUUAUCGUUGGCAGAGGAGGGACUCCCAGCUGACUUUGGCCACUCAGAAGUGGAGAUACCAUAAAUGCUUGUAA
Opisthocomus hoazin is the source of this 868-nucleotide messenger RNA. Its product is annotated as secreted frizzled-related protein 2. Gene Ontology annotation, molecular function: Wnt-protein binding. NCBI's taxonomy places the organism in Eukaryota, Metazoa, Chordata, Aves, Opisthocomiformes, Opisthocomidae. The record is from RefSeq and is a predicted model, not a curated record. Gene Ontology annotation, biological process: canonical Wnt signaling pathway; non-canonical Wnt signaling pathway.